GUAACAAUGUUUAAUUUUAGUUUAGGUUCAAACUUCGUGAAAAGGCAAAUUUACAUUCACUUAUUAUAUUGUUUAUCUAUUCAUUGAUAGAUUUGGACAAUAAUUACAAUCUUGCUUAUUAUAUCAAUCUAAUAUAUUCAUAUAUACAUGUUAUAUACCUUGAAUUAUAUAACUUAGUGGCAGCGUCGUUGAUAUAGAUCGAAUUGAACUAAUAUGAAAUAAGAAACUUUGCAAGGCAAAAUUGAGAUUGUUAAUUCAUUCAACCCUUUCAUAUUAAAAUUGAAAAUACAGAUUCAACAUUGAUGCAUCUUUAAAAUGAUAGCAAUAUAUUCUCAGAUACCCGCGAUGCGAGAUAUCUAAAACCAGUGCACAAUAAUAGAAAGAAAUAUCGCGCGAAAGGCCGGGAAUGUACAGACCUAAAUCUAAUUCACACUGGUGAAUCAUUGUUGUAUGUUUUUAUACGACUAUUCUAACAAUAAUCUCUUUUAUGUUUAUCUACAAAGAAAUGAGUGUCAUGUGACACAUUCACCUAACUCUUUCUCCUAGGUAACUCCCACAGGCAAUAUUUAGGCCUCAUUAAGUUCUCAUUCUGUACGUUUGCCAAUGUCGAGGUUAUGUUUAAAUAACUUUUGAAGAAUCCUUGGUUAUGACCGAGACCUUGUUACGCCGUCUAUGUACAGCGUGAUAGCACCGGUGCAAGAAACUUACCGAUCAUUGUCUGCAUGAUCUUUGAAGCAACAAGACCUAGUUGGGUUUCAGCUGCAAGAUUUUGACUGCAAAAAGCGACGAUGAAGCAAGAGGGAAGGAAGUUUGAUGAUGUGCUUAUAGAGCUUGGAGAGUUUGGUCGGUAUCAGAUAUGGAUCUACAACUUAUUGUGUCUCUUUGAGUUCAUUGCACCGUGGCAGAUCCUGGUUUAUUUGUUUCUUUCUGGAGAGGCGGAUCACUGGUGUGAGAUACCAGACUGGGAUCCUGUCGAUUGUGGAAGCUAUGGAUUCAACACAUCAAGAGAAUGUGCUCUUGCAAAGAGAGAGGUUGGCAUCCCAUGGAACUACACUGAUGAUACUAAAACAAAGGUUUAUUCAUCUUGUAGACGAUAUAAUACCAGUGGAGUUGAUUUUAGCCCAGAGCUCCGUCUUUAUGGAACCGAUGAAUUCUCCUGCGAUGCUGGUUGGUAUUAUGACACCCAUGGAGCUGAGAGGACCGUGGAACAGGACUUCAAUUUAGUUUGCGGAUCAGGGUAUCAAUCGUCAAUCAGUCAGUCAAUCUUCUUUGCUGGUACUGCCGCGGGAUCUUUGACCUUUGGAAUCUUUUCUGACAGAUUUGGUCGUCACCGAACCCUAUUCACCUGCAUGUGUGUUAUCAUAGUUUCUGGAACAACUCUCGCUUUCUCAGUCAACAUUUGGAUGUUUAUGGUCCUUAGAAUGAUCACAGGAGCAUUUACGAUUGGAAUGUUGCAAUCAGCUUUUAUACUCGCAAAUGAAAUGAUAGGUCCUUCCAAGCGAGCCAUUGCUGGUAACGUGAUAUGGGUUCACUUUGCAGUAGGCUACAUGACAUUGGCCCUCAUUGCAUUUUACAUCAGGAAUUGGCGUCACUUGCAGCUGAUUGUUUCUUUAUUACCCGCGGCUCUUCUCAUCAUUUACGUGCUCGCUCCUGAAUCUCCACGUUGGUUGUUGUCAAAGGGUCGUGUUGAGGAAGCAACGAAGGUCAUGAAAAGAUUAGGAAAGGUCAAUGGAAUCAAAGUCAAAGAGACAUUCAAUUUGGAUGACGUUGAAACUGACAUAAAAGUCGAGGGAAGUGGAAAACAGGGCGUGAUUGAAUUGCUCCGCAGACCUCGUUUACGGCUCUACACUAUAAACCUCAUGUUUCAACUGUGUGUGAACACGGUAGUGUAUUACGGCAUAUCGAUGAGCACCGACCAACUUGGAGUCAACAAAUACAUAGCUUUCGCUAUCGCGGGUGCUGUCGAGAUCCCUGCUUGCUUUUGUGUCGUUCAUCCCAUUGAAAGGUGGGGUAGAAGACCAGUUUAUAUGUUCUUCAUGAUCCUUUGUGGAGUCGCCAUAUUGGCAACAAUUUUCAUUCCGUAUGGCAUUGGACGGGCCGCCGUGGCGAUGAUUGGAAAGUUCGCCAUUACGUCUUCCUUCUGCGUAGUCUACCUUCACGCUUGUGAGAUUAUUCCUACCCCUGUCAGGAACUCUGCCCUUGGUAUGUGCACCCUAUGUUCAAACAUGUCCAACAUCCUUGCCCCACUGAUCCUUCUUCUUUCCGAUGUGUGGAUUCCAUUUCCACUGGUGAUAUUUGGCGCCUUUGCUAUCGUUGGGGCAGCACUUGCCUACUUCCUUCCAGAAACCAGAGGCAAGAAAAUACCAGAGACGAUGGAAGAGGGAGAAAACAUAGGAUGGAAAGCUGCACCAAGAAGGAAAGGUCCCAGCGUGGAUGAUUCGAAGUAUUCUGAUUACAACUAUCAUAGAGCAGAAGAGAUGGGAGAACCAGUGUAAGAUAAUGACCAAGGAUCAAACCACCAUUUUGAAUUACUGUGCUUCCCAGUUAUCCCGCAACACCCAACGCAGGAUAAGCCCAAGGAUUGGUCUAACAUUCAACUUCAUGAAGUUGAGACCGAAAGGGAGUUCUGAUGCUGGAACAAUGAACUUUGCGUUUGAGCGUUGACAGCGCCGGAUCAUAAUAACUAUAUGACCGAUGAAUUACAGCAUUAUGUCAAAAACACAAAUAAGUUUGAACGCACUUGCAUUUUGCUAUAUAUUCAUGUUAGUAGGCUUAUGUAAAUGAUUUUCGAACCAAUAUUCUUUUAACUCUGUUUUCAAAGAUUGCCAAAUCUAAAUUUAGAGAAUACAGAUAAACAUGUGUAGGGGGAUGCAGGCGGAUGACCCCCCCCCCCCCCUCAGACCAGUGUAACAAAAUGAGAGAUAAGCGGGAAGAAAAAGAACAUGGAUGAAAACCAUGGAUCUAUGAUAGGUCCAUAAUGAAAACUAAGAAAGAAGGAAGGAAUUUAUACUGUUUUGGCUAGGGGCAAAUAAAGUUGAUAAGUUUUGUUUCACAGAAUAUGUCGAAAACAUAAACGCAAUUAUGACUUGAAACAAGACAAAUCAAAUUCAUGGGUUAUCUGUUUGUUGCAACGACAACAAACCUAGUGAAAAAUGUCCUUCUUCCAAUAAAUAACGCGCGACACUAAGAAAUAAGAACAUCUACCCGAAGUUCUCAAUAAUAUAGGAGGAAAAAUAAUUUUAGAAAAUGUUGGUGAAGGUUUGAGGAAAAUCCAUCAAAGAUUAAAAAGGUUAUUACAAUCAUUAUCAUAACUUUAUUCGUUUUUAUUUUUGACGUCAUGAUUGAGCAGCUUCCCAUAUAUCGCGAAUAAAAUAUAUGAAUUAUAAUCUUCUCCAAAGAAUGAAAAUGGGUUUUACUGUAUCUUUAAUAUAUUAACAGAACAAAAAUACAGCCGCUCCUGAAAGAAAAAAUAAACUUUUAGUCAUCGUGAACCAUUAAAAAAAUGAAAUUCAUGCUUU
Molecule: messenger RNA, 3518 nt
Organism: Lytechinus variegatus (green sea urchin)
Lineage: Eukaryota; Metazoa; Echinodermata; Echinoidea; Temnopleuroida; Toxopneustidae
Product: organic cation transporter protein-like
Exons: 11
Coding region: 789-2495 (568 amino acids)
Biological process (GO): transmembrane transport
Cellular component (GO): membrane
Molecular function (GO): transmembrane transporter activity
Source: RefSeq, a predicted model, not a curated record